Messenger RNA from Drosophila busckii, 1322 nucleotides. It is a transcript of the gene Fmo-1, whose product is annotated as senecionine N-oxygenase. Gene Ontology annotation, molecular function: N,N-dimethylaniline monooxygenase activity; NADP binding; flavin adenine dinucleotide binding. NCBI's taxonomy places the organism in Eukaryota, Metazoa, Arthropoda, Insecta, Diptera, Drosophilidae. Bases 75 to 1322 code for a protein of 415 amino acids. The transcript has 5 exons. The record is from RefSeq and is a predicted model, not a curated record.
AGUUCAUUGUGAUCGUCGGCACUUGGGUGAUAUUAUUUUGUAUGUGAUGCAUUCGACAAGAGCACGCCGAGAAGAUGACUUUGUGUAUAAUAGGCGCGGGAACAGCGGGACUAUGCUGCGGCAAGCGUGCCUUAGAACAUUAUAUAAAUCCAACUAUUUUUGAGCUCUCAAAUGAUAUUGGCGGAACUUGGGUGUUUAACAAAAAUACUGGUAUAUUAAACGGUAUUGAUGUACAUAGCAGUAUGUACAAAAGUUUGCGCACCAAUUUGCCGAAGGAGGUAAUGGGAUAUCCGGAUUUCGAAAUUGGUGAUCAUGAUGAAUCUUAUCUCCCCGCAGAAGAGAUUCAUGCUUUUCUAAGCCGGUAUGCUGAUCAUUUCGGGCUCAGAAAAUAUAUAGAAUUCAAUACAUAUGUUAUCAGAGUUCUUAAGAUACGGAAGAAGUGGCAAAUACUUGUCAAGAAUUUGAUAACAAACCAAGUAAAAUUUCAUUAUUUCGAUAAAAUUCUUAUUGCCAAUGGUCAUUAUCAUACACCAAAUUAUAUUAAAAUUUCUAAUUGUGAUCGUUUCAAAGGAGAAUUAAUACAUAGUCAUGAUUACAGAAGCUGCGAGAUUUUUCAAGGAAAAUCAGUUCUGGUCAUCGGUGGCGGACCAAGUGGCAUGGACUUGUCAAAUAUAAUUGCCAAAUCGGCAAAACAUGUUUCACUAAGCCACCACUUGGAAGGCAUACCCAGUACGAAUUUCUUAGAAAACGUUCAUAUCAAGCCUGAUUUAAAAGAAGUAGAUGAAUAUGGUGCAUUCUUUAUCGAUGGAACUUACAGUCCAUUCGACACGAUAUUUUUUUGCACUGGCUAUAAAUACGCAUUCCCGUUUCUUAGCGUCGAUGCUGGAAUUUACGUUGAAGACAACUUUGUCCAAAUGCUUUAUAAGCAGUGUAUUAAUAUACGAAACCCGACAAUGGCCUUAAUAGGACUUCCAUUUUAUGUUUGUGCAGCACAAAUGAUGGAUAUUCAAGCACGCUUCGUCUUCAGUUACUUCUAUGGGAAAAACAAAUUGCCGUCAGCGAAAGAAAUGUUUCAAGAUACUAAUGAAACCAUGCGAAAACUUUGGGAAAAAGGUUACAAAAAACGGCACGCUCAUAUGCUUGGAAGCAAUCAGAUGGACUACUUUACUGAGUUGUCCAAAACAGCGAAAAUUGAAAAUAUUAAGCCGGUUAUGGCCAAAUUGCAUUUGGAAAGCAGUAAUCAGUUUAAUGAAAAUCUACUCCAUUUUCGGGAGGAUAUUUUUAGACUUUUUGAUAAUGAAACAUUCAUAAAGAUUAAUUGA